AUGGCCCCUCAAGACGACCCCGCCACCACCCACGCGACGACCACGCUGUCCAAGAACAAGUACAACCGCGUGAAAGACGACUUUACGAAUGACACGGAGAAGCUCGAGAAGAUGGCGGCGGCCGUCAAAGUCCUCUUGGAGUGCAUGGGCGAAGACGUCACGCGCGAAGGUCUCCUCAAGACCCCCAUGCGCAUGGCCAAGGCUCUCAUGUAUUGCACGAAGGGCUACUCCCAGCAACUGUCGGACGUCCUCAACGAAGCGGUGUUUACGGAAGAUUACUCGGAAAUGGUCAUUGUGCGCGACAUCGAGCUGUACUCGCUGUGCGAACACCACAUUGUGCCAUUCGUGGGCAAAGUGCACAUCGGGUACAUCCCCAACGGCAAAGUGCUCGGCUUGAGUAAACUCGCGCGCAUUUCGGAUGUGUUUGCGCGCCGCUUGCAAGUCCAGGAGCGCCUGACCAACGAGAUCGCGCGAGGCCUGAUGGAAGCGGUGGGCGCAUUGGGCGUGGGGGUCGUGAUCGAAGCCUCCCACAUGUGCAUGUGCAUGCGUGGUGUCGAAAAGAGUGGCGCGUCGACUGUGACCAGCUGCGUGCUGGGCAACUUCCAGUCGGACCCGCGCACCCGAUCCGAAUUUAUGAGCCACGUCCAACGCCGUUUUUAA
Aphanomyces astaci is the source of this 660-nucleotide messenger RNA. Its product is annotated as GTP cyclohydrolase I. The transcript has a single exon. Gene Ontology annotation, molecular function: zinc ion binding; GTP binding; GTP cyclohydrolase I activity. Lineage: Eukaryota; Oomycota; Saprolegniomycetes; Saprolegniales; Verrucalvaceae. Gene Ontology annotation, cellular component: cytoplasm. The coding region runs from base 1 to 660 and encodes 219 amino acids. Gene Ontology annotation, biological process: tetrahydrobiopterin biosynthetic process; tetrahydrofolate biosynthetic process. The record is from RefSeq and is a predicted model, not a curated record.